GGGAAGCGAGCAGAGACUUGCGUGAGGAUUAAAAAACUUUUUGCCUUUUGUUUUUCUCAGUUCAGUGCAGCUUCCUGGAUUCCUCUUGGGUGAAAUCACAAGCACAAUGAUGUUACGUGUUCCAGUCAGUGUCGUCUGUCAUUUGAUGUUCAUCUUACCAGUAGUGUUCUGUGAUGAGACUGGUCGGCACAGCUCUUCCGAUACCAACAAUCUGGACAUCUUUUACGAUCCCGCCGCCAAAGCUCCGUUGGGCUCACAUCGUGAACCAAGCGACUUCUUAGAGGAACUAUCUGAAGUCCCUGGCCCUGUAGAAUUCAACCAGCGUUAUGUCAGCCAGUAUCGCCCAGUUGUCUUUCGGGGCGCUGGACAGCAGUCCAAAGCCUACCACCUAUGGACUGAGGAAUAUCUUACUGAGAAGUAUGGCAAUUUGACAGUCAGACUGGAGGCAAGACAUGAAUCCAACUCGCGCAUACCAGCAGGUGUAGGAGGCCUAGGACGGGAUACCAUUGCACACUUCCUAGAGCAUUACCAGACAUCUGAUGGCUACAUUAUCUCCCAGAUACCCUCCCCGAUGGAGCCUGAUAUCGCCUUCCCUCCGUGCCUGACCUGUGGUUCCUUCUCAAGAAGCAUUCAGGAAGUCCACGUAUUUUUGAGUGCUAAAGGGGGCAAGACAGUGCUGCAUCGAGAUCCAUAUAGCUCAGUGCACUGUGUCUUCAAUGGAACCAAACAGUGGAUUGUUAUUGAUCCUAAGCAGAAAGCAUCUCUGUACAUAUCAGAGGAAUCAACAUAUGAGUUUGGUGGAUAUUCCACCAUCGACGUGGAUAACGUGGACUUAGACGAGUUCCCCAAGUUGAGAGACGUGGAGUAUGCCCGGGUCAUACUGAAUAAAGGAGAUUGCAUCUACAUGCCGAGUGGCUACAUGCAUCAGGUCCGCUCCAACGGUUACAUGAAUGCUGCUGUCUCAAUCUGGUUCUCCCACUACUACGAGUUUGACGCUGAGGGUUGCCAUGACGACCAUGGUCCAGCAGAUUUUCGACCAAUGAACGAGGUGGAUGUGUUGUGGAGAUACAAUGGGACAGGCAACCUGUCACAAGGCAUGAUGGAUAUUCACAUGCUAAGAACUGUCAUGCUGACUGUGGCUGACAAGGAGGGCAAACUAUGGAUUGAAGAUUUUGUAACCAAUUUUAUUCAUGGUGAAACCAACGAACCAGAGUAUUACAAGACACUACAAGAUUCAUUCCGUUCAGCACUUGAUCCCACCAACAGAGGUUACAUCACAGUAGAAGAGCUGAACAACUUCUCCAUCUCACAACUCAAGGACCUGGUGUGGUCAUUCCAACUUCUGGACCCAUCGGAUACUGAUCUGUUUGAGUACAGUCAUAUCCAGGCCUAUGACGUCAAGAUGCUCUACGAGGAUCUGUUACAUCAAAGCCAAGAUGGAUCCUUCUCAAGAAGUGAGUUCAUUGAAGCAUACGUGGAAGAUCUUGGAGGCACCAGCGUUGUUGCUAAUGAGAUCCUUGAUCAGUUUGGGAGCGGUCUUGAUACAAUAACGGCAGAGAUGGUAGACCGCAUGGCCGACGCUUCUCUCUCCAAAUUCCAGAAGGUUCCAGAAUUUGACCCGUUUUUGGAACAUCUGUGGUACAAACACUUGGUCAAGGAAGGGAUCAUUCAGAAAUUCAAGGUUGUACACGACGAGCUGUGAGUGAAACGUUUCUGUGUGUGAGGAAGCUGUAUCAAGGUAAAUUCAAUAUUGGGGCCAUUCCAUGAGAAAGUAGACAUGGCUGAAAUGUGGACAAUUUAUGAAAUCUUCAAAAGUGCAGGCAUCACAAAACCUCAAAUGUGAUAUCAAUUUAAAGGGGACAACCGCUGGCAGUGAGAUGAAAUACUCUUCAGUGUGUUUUUGCCAAAAAUAUGUUUUUUUUUGUGGCUGCAAGGACGGUUUUAGGUAGUCAUUUUGGCAUCUUCUUUUGCAUGCAAAAUGCAAGUGUACAGCGUGUGUCAAUAAAAACGCAGGAUUAGA
Molecule: messenger RNA, 2020 nt
Organism: Patiria miniata (bat star)
Lineage: Eukaryota; Metazoa; Echinodermata; Asteroidea; Valvatida; Asterinidae
Exons: 12
Coding region: 107-1702 (531 amino acids)
Molecular function (GO): 2-oxoglutarate-dependent dioxygenase activity
Source: RefSeq, a predicted model, not a curated record